CAUGGCACUACUCCCGACAUCAGCGGUUUUGUUCAUGUUAAUGAUUUGUCAACAAGGAAGCACUAAUCUCGUCAUCUACCCGCAUGCGAAUGGACCACCAGCCUCCAACCACUUCACCAUUUUCCUGAGCCAAGGUGGAAACAAGCACAAAAGUUUCACCUAUAUCUCCACCUCGGAUCACCGCACGCACGACGCUAGUUCUGUCAAGCCACACAGGUCCGUCUCCUGGACGUCUUUUGCUUUUACCGGUUCUCCAGUCACCGUCGAGGUUCACACUCAGUCAGAUUUCCACAACUGCUUGGUUAGGCCCAUGAGCUACGGUUUUCAUUGUAGGCGAACCGGGCCUAAGGUUGCCCAAUUCACCGUCCAACACAACACCCGUAUGAUGUCCGUGGAAUUCGACAACGACCAAACUAACAACCACAAGGACAUCACCAACAAACUGGUGGUUUUCGCGGACCCACCGGAAACCAAUAUCCCUUCAAAACACGACGCAAGCGUUCUCUUCUAUGACGUCGGUUUGCAUAAUUUAAACGGACAAAAACUCCUGGACUCUCACAUCAAGGAGGUGUAUUUGGCCCCAGGGGCCUUCGUUCAAGGAGGAUUCCGGACCUCUGGGGGUUCGGUAAAAAUCAGAGGCCGAGGAAUCAUGUCCGGGACAAUAUACAAGUUCCACGACAAGAGGUUUUUGUGGGGUAUGAUCAACCUAGACAAAGGAUCGCAUCACGUGGUAGAAGGUAUCACCCUGGUGGACUCACCUCAGUUCUUUUAUCGGGGCCUCAGUGACAACAAUGUGGUGAGGAACUUGAAGACAUUGGCGCCGUGGACGUACAACUCUGAUGGAGUGGGAAUCGGACAUGACGGCUUGGUAGAGGACAGUUUCUUCAUGGCUAACGACGAUUCGAUCAAGGUAUAUACGGAUAACAUGGUGGUCCGUCGCUGUGUGGUUUGGCAAGCUCAGAAUGGGGCCGUGUUUCAGACGGGCUGGUGGACCGGAAGAGACAUGCAAAAGGUCCGCAUCAGCGACAUCGACGUCAUUCACACUGACUGGUGUACAUUCAAGGGAGACAACUGCCACAUCAGCGACAAUGACGCCGUUUUGGACCAGGCAGGAGACACAAAACAUUUCAAAACUACCGACAUCUCCUUCGAGAACAUCAGAAUCGAAGGAUCUUGCCCUCGGAUCAUCAAUUUCAAGAUGCACCCAGGCGCCACAGGGACCGUCUCAAAUGUUCGCUUCACGAACUGGGACGUGGAAUCUCAGCCGACUCAUGACUCACUCCAUAACGAGAUAGCAGGCAGCUCUUCGGGCGGUCAAGUGACGAACUGGCACUUUACCAAUUUCAAGAUCGGCGGCCAUUGUGUGCACAACCCUACUUCGGAAGACUUCAAAAUUGACCCCCACACCACCAGUGACAUACACUUCACUUGCCACUAAAGAGAACAAUGAAUUAAUA
Liolophura sinensis is the source of this 1457-nucleotide messenger RNA. Its product is annotated as dextranase-like. NCBI's taxonomy places the organism in Eukaryota, Metazoa, Mollusca, Polyplacophora, Chitonida, Chitonidae. The record is from RefSeq and is a predicted model, not a curated record. The transcript is spliced from 2 exons. Bases 2 to 1438 code for a protein of 478 amino acids.